AGAGCGAGCAACCUGAAACUGACAGUGCUCCAGUACGUGCCAUUACCCUCCCUCCUGCUAGUGCUAGUGCUUGAUGAUGAUAAGCUUCAGAAAGCUGGUUUCAAUGGCGAGAAAGUGGAGGAAGAUGGCGGGGAUAGGGCGGAGGAGGAUCUCGCUGCCGAAACAGGCCGGCAUGAGGGUGGCGGACAAGGGCCAUUUCGUGGUGUACUCCGCCGAGAGACGGCGGUUCGUGGUGCCGCUGGCGUACCUGAGCAGCCACAUUUUCCGGGAGCUGCUGAAGAUGUCGGAAGAAGAGUUCGGGCUGCCGAGGGACGGUCCCAUCACCCUGCCAUGUGACACGGCGUCGCUUGACUACGUUUUGUCGGUGCUUCAAGGGAACGUUUCCGCGGAGAUUGAGAAGGCGGUGCUGGUGGUGCUGGCGCCUCCUACUCCGAGCCUUUGCUCGGCCGCUGUUUCUAGUUACUUUGGGGCGGGCCUUGCCCAUUGCCAAAUGCCAAAUGCCCGUCCAUGCCUUCUAAUUCUAAGUUCUAAUUAACUCAUUAAUUAUUAAUCUGGAUAUUUUUGUGUUCAUAAAUCUCUCCAUUUUGUUGCUGAGAAGGCAAUGUAUUGUAUAUAUGAAGGUAAUUUUUUGAAUUAUAUAUUCUAUUUUUAUUGA
This is a messenger RNA of Diospyros lotus (date-plum), 655 nucleotides long. RefSeq names its product auxin-responsive protein SAUR68-like. The coding region runs from base 74 to 535 and encodes 153 amino acids. Gene Ontology annotation, biological process: response to auxin. Lineage: Eukaryota; Viridiplantae; Streptophyta; Magnoliopsida; Ericales; Ebenaceae. The transcript has a single exon. The record is from RefSeq and is a predicted model, not a curated record.